Arachis duranensis is the source of this 1155-nucleotide messenger RNA. RefSeq lists its product as uncharacterized. The coding region runs from base 1 to 1155 and encodes 384 amino acids. The record is from RefSeq and is a predicted model, not a curated record. Lineage: Eukaryota; Viridiplantae; Streptophyta; Magnoliopsida; Fabales; Fabaceae. The transcript has 2 exons.
AUGUUUGCUUUAACCAUACAAAAUGCUUGCAAACAGAGGAGAGCAACCAAAAACGUAAAACUUCACAUUCCACCCACACUCCGUAAACCCUAUCGAGUUUUGAUCGCAUGUUCUUCGCCCUCGAGUGAGGAUUUUCUAGAUAUUCCAUUGAGUGAAGAUGAAGAGGACAUGGGAAAGAGGUUUCCGAUUCACAGUCCCUUGAAGAACAUGAGUGAAUACAAGUGGGAAGUGGGAACCUUGUAUGUGUCAAGGGAGGAGUUCAAAGACUGUGCGACUGCAUAUGCUGUCAGUAGUGGAAGGGGUCUUAGAUUCUCUAAGGUGGAUCUGAGGAGGGUUAAAGUGGAGUGUGUGGAGGGCUAUGAGUGGUACGCAUACUGUGGAAAAUCGAAGCAUGAGCGAAGUUGGCAGUUGAAGAGUUGCAACAACAAGCACAACUGCUCCAGGGAGUUGAAGAUUGGUAUCAUGCAUGCCAAGUGGCUGAGUAAAGUUUUUCUAAAUAAAAUUGCUGAGAACCCGAAGAUUAAGUUAACCACACUAAUGAGGAAAGCAUACACAAAGUGGAAUGUGGAGUUGACCAAAUCUAAGGCUUCUAGGAUCAAACAGUUUGCUCUGGAUGAGUUGCAGGAGACAUACAUAGAGCAGUAUAGAAGGUUGUAUGACUACUGCCAUGAGUUGUUGAAGACUAACCCCGGGUCUUCAGUGCAUUUGAAAGUCCAGAGGAUUCCGGAGUUUGCUUCUGAACGACCAGUGCCAGGGGUAGAUUUAAGACCCAGAUUUGAGAGGGUCUAUGUGAUGUUAGAUGCAUGUAGGAGGAGUUUCAUGGCUUGUAGGCCGAUGAUUGGGUUGGACGGCUGCUUCCUGAAAACACCCUAUGGAGGCUGGCUCCUAACUGCAAUGGGUUGGGACCCAAACGAUCAAAUCCUACCGAUAGCAUAUGCAGUUGUCAAAGCUGAAACUAAGGACUCAUGGACAUGGUUUCUCCAGCAUCUGUGUGAUGACCUGGGAGUUGACAAGAUUAGGACCUGCACCUUUAUGUCUAACCAACAGAAGGGUUUAGUGCCAACUUUUAAGGAGCUUCUGCCUGGGUUGACCAUAGGUUUUGUGUUAGACACCUGUAUGCAAAUUUCAAGAAGAGAUAUCCAGAGAUCCAGUUGA